Polyodon spathula (Mississippi paddlefish) is the source of this 1083-nucleotide messenger RNA. Its product is annotated as anionic trypsin-2-like. NCBI's taxonomy places the organism in Eukaryota, Metazoa, Chordata, Actinopteri, Acipenseriformes, Polyodontidae. The coding region runs from base 237 to 1043 and encodes 268 amino acids. Gene Ontology annotation, biological process: proteolysis. Gene Ontology annotation, molecular function: serine-type endopeptidase activity. The record is from RefSeq and is a predicted model, not a curated record. The transcript is spliced from 5 exons.
UCCAAAGUCAGUCUUCAAAACUGCAGAAUAUAGCGCUCGAUAAGGCCCUGUACACUUGUUCUAAAACACAAUAAAGACGGAUCUAAUAUAACUGAUCGCAUAGCAGAGCACCCAGACUAGCAUGACAUUCUGACACGUGUCUUUUAAAAAAACAACCUCAAAGUUAAUCGUUCACAAAGUGCAUAACACGUGCACAAGUGAUCCGGACAGGUCGUUUCCCAGCGCUAUGAUUGACGAUGCGCGGAGGGGAUAUAAAAGCGAUCUCGGCGCACAGAAGGCACAGAAUCAUGAAGCUUAUUCUCCUGGCAUUGCUGUUCGGCUGCGCGGUGGCUUCCCUCCCCAGCGACGAUGACAAGAUAAUUGGGGGGUACGAAUGCAGACCCCACUCCCAGCCCUGGCAGGUGUACCUGACCUAUGACAGCGGGAACCGCUGGUGCGGGGCGUCCCUCAUCAGUGAGUGGUGGGCGGUGUCCGCUGCUCACUGCUCCAUGCACCCCAGUCGGUUGACAGUUCACCUGGGAGAGCACGAUAUCUCCAGCUCCGAGGGGACGGAGCAGCACAUACCCGUUGCCAAGGCGAUCAAUCACCCUGGUUACGACGAGGGCACCACUGACAACGACUUCAUGCUGAUCAAGCUGCAGCGGCCCGCCCAGUUCAACCAGUACGUGCAGCCCAUCAGACUGGCCUCCAGCUGCGCGCCGGCAGGGACCCCGUGUCUGAUCUCCGGCUGGGGAAACCUUAUCACCAGCGGAGUGAACUACGCGUCUCGUCUGCAGUGCUUGGACGCCCCGAUCCUGAGCGACGUUGAGUGUCGGGGGUCGUAUGGAAGCUUGAUCACCGACAACAUGUUCUGCGCUGGCUUCCUGGAGGGGGGCAAGGAGGACUCGUGCCCGGGUGAUUCUGGGGGUCCGGUGGUCUGUGACGGGGAGCUGCAGGGCGUGGUCUCCUGGGGGUACGGCUGUGCCGUCCCAGACUUCCCGGGGGUCUACGCCAAGGUGUGCCGCUACAACGACUGGGUGACGGAAACCAUCGCCAGGAACUGAGGCAGGAACUCGAUACAAUAAAAAAUACACUGAGCUAGAG